Cotesia glomerata is the source of this 5971-nucleotide messenger RNA. It is a transcript of the gene cpx, whose product is annotated as complexin. The coding region runs from base 266 to 688 and encodes 140 amino acids. The transcript is spliced from 5 exons. Gene Ontology annotation, cellular component: terminal bouton; SNARE complex. Gene Ontology annotation, molecular function: syntaxin binding. The record is from RefSeq and is a predicted model, not a curated record. NCBI's taxonomy places the organism in Eukaryota, Metazoa, Arthropoda, Insecta, Hymenoptera, Braconidae. Gene Ontology annotation, biological process: synaptic vesicle exocytosis; regulation of neurotransmitter secretion; neurotransmitter transport.
GGAUUCAGUCUAUGACUAGACCGUUAUUUGCUACGAGACUUUAAUUCCCUUUUUUUCGCCUUUAUUUUCCAAGGCGCUAUAAUUAUUAUUUAUUUACUUUUUUUAUUAAUCAUUCUUCAAAUUAUUUAACUAAUUAUUAUUAUUCGUAUUUUUUUACCCGUGUCUGUUGCGCCAUUACUUGCAAGCAAUAACGGUGACACGGGGUGUUGACUAUUCAAUAAAUAAAUAAGUUUUAAAGACAGUUGUUAAUAAAAGAAAAAGCAAAAUGGCGGCUUUUGUGGCAAAGCAGAUGGUUGGAAACAAGUUGAAUGCUGUCAAAGGGGCGGUUGGCGGUGAGGGUGGCGAUGAAGAUGACAAGGAAAAGGAAGAAGAGGCCGAGAGAGAGCGGCAGGAGGCUAUUAAGGAAGCUGAAGAGAGACGUAAGGAAAAGCACCGCAAAAUGGAGGAGGAGAGGGAAAAAAUGCGACAAGAAAUCCGAGAUAAGUACAACAUAAAAAAACGCGAAGAAAUUCAAGAAAUAACGCAAGAAGAACCAAAUCCUCUAAUGCGCAAGAAAAAAACACCAGAGGAAUUAGCAGCGGAAGCUGAAGCUGCGGAACAAGAUGAGUUUACAAAAUUAAAACAAACUCUGGAAACACACGUUACAGAGAUAAAAUCACAACUCGAGAACAAAUGUAGCCUGCAAUGAGUAACCAGUCACCAUUAAAAACUAGUGAUUGUUAUACCAAUAAAUUAUUAGCAAGUAAUUAUCACCUCGAAAUAACAAGUUAAUAAUUUAAUGAAUCACUGGUAAUUAAUAAACUAGUAUCAUCUCUAGCAGCCAAUAGAGAUGAGAUACAGGAGUACUCUAACGCUCGAUUAAUUGCUGUUUAAUCAACAACCACUACAACAAUCGUCAAAGUUAAAUCUAAGCUAUUUAAGUUUUGAUUGUUAAAUUAGUUGUGUUAGUUUCGGAAAAAUUUCGCGACAAUUUAAAUCAAUUUGUUUAAUGAUAAUCCUAGAAGAUUUUUUAUCGAAAAUUGAGAGUAAUAAAAAUGAUUUAAAGACGGUAUUAAUUCUUAUAAGAGUAGAUUAAAAUAUCUUAAAAGAAUGGUAAGAGCGUAUUAAAGGGACAAAGUAACUUAAAGAAAGUAAUAAUGAAUAAAAAUAAUAAAAAAUAAGUAAUGAAAAGAAUAAAGAAAAAACGGCUAAGAACUAAAGUAAAGCGUGAUAUGACAAAAGGCUUUGAGAUUCAAAUAUUUUAUUAUUAUUAAAUAAAUAAAAUAAAAUAGAAAAGGAUACGGAUGAAGAAAAAAAUGUUUUAAAUAUCUGGUUAAGCACUCAAUGAAAUAUCUCUCUCUCUUAAUUUAUAAAAGCACUUAUUGUUUUAGCAGACGUUCCCUGGAUUUUAAUUUCCUCUUAAUUUAUACUCAAUGACAUUGACAUGCUUUCAUGAGAAGUUUUUUUUUUUAUUUAUAACAUUUGACGAUUGACAAAAAAGGCGACAAAGCGAUUCACCCUCGAGCGUUUCGUCCCCGGUCAAUUCAAGGAUUUAUUCAAAAAUUUUAGACAAAAAAGUUUACUUCUUUUAAUAUAAAAUUUGUGUUAAAAUAAAAUUAAAAGCCCGCUAAAAUAGGGGACGAGGCCCCGAUAAAAUCCGCCGGGGGUGUAACGACUUGGAACCAAAAAAAAUCUAAUUUAAGCAUCGAAGGGACUCAUUUUCCUCGUAUUAUUACGUAACAACGAGGAUUAAUUAAUUAAUAAAUAAUAAAUAUUAAAAAGUUUUGAGUUUUUAGAAAUUAAUACAAAUAACAAAUAAUAAUAAUAAUGAUAAUGAAUUAGUAAUACCCAUUAAUAUUUAGCAAGUUAUGUAGUUGUUGAACCGUUCAACGGCUGUUUGAAUAUUUGAAAAAAAUGUGACAAAAAAUAGAAAAAAAAUUUUCAAAAAAAAAUUAGUGAUAAUAUUAAUUAUGAAUUAUAAAUAAUUAGGUAGGGACACAGGGCCAUGAUUAAUGAGAAUAAAUCUGAUAAAUUUCCUAUACCCCUUUUUCCUACUCCCCAAAAAAGUUAAAAAAAAUAUUAAAUAAGCUUUUGCACAAUAUAUAUUUGUGUAAAAAGUUUUAGGUGAAUCUUUUUUGCCUGUAUUUUUAGCUGACGCACGUCGAGGCACUUGUUAAAGUUAUUAAUUAAUGAUUAAUACUGAGGACUAUUUAAAAUUAGUGUUAGGUGAGCUUAAUCUUCCAAAUUAGUUGAACGUUUUUUUGUGGAUAUAUAAAUAUUUAGAAUAUUAUUAUUGAUUAAUUAAUUAAUUAACGACGGAAGAUACUCACCGGCGGAUGAUGCAUGCCUUAUAUAUAAAAUCUACAAAAUAAAAAGAAUAUUUAAAAAAAUUAAAGGUACUAUUGUUGUUGUUAUUAUUAUUGAAAAAUAAUGAUGAUGAUUAUAGUAAAUUUUUGAAAAAAAAAAAAUUUUUUUUUCAUUUUUUUAAAUUAACGUUUCUUGAGUGUGUUGCCAAGACCGUGUAAUUUUAGUUUUGAAUAAAUGCGAGAGAGAGGAGAGAUUGUUGUGUGAGUGAUUAUUAAUUAGAAUUAUUUUUAAUUUUUAACAUAUUGUAUACUAAGUUAAAUUAUUUGACGAUUAUAGAGGUUUGGUUAAAAUUUUUUGACGCUAAAAAAUUGCAUGCUUUUUUUUAAAAAGUUAAAGUGUCAUUAGCUAUUACAUUAAUAAUAAUCGUACAGUACUAUUAUAACUAUUACAUUAGUAUUUAUUUUUUACAUGAGAGAUGUUAUCUAGUUUGAACGGAAAACUGUAUAUCCUCGAAUCGACGCGUCCCUGGAAUGAUAACACUUAUUAUUAUUAUUAUUAUUAUUAUUAUUAUUAUUAUUAUUAUUAUUAUUAUUGUUAUUGUUAAGUAUUUUUGUCUUAAUUAUUUUGCUGUAAAUAACUAAAGUUAUUGUCGGCUAGUUUUCAACAUCUAAUAAAUUUUCAUACAAAAUUUAUUUAAUUUUUGAGACUUUUUUAUUUGUUGAAAAUUCUUUUAGAAAUUUUUUACAAAAUUUGUAAUAUUAUUUCAACUUUUUAAUUACUGAAUUUUUCAAAAAAACUAGUACCAAAUUUUUCAUGAAAAUUAUUAAUAUUUCUUCUUAAUUAAUUCCUAAAUUUUUUCAAAAAUAAAAUAAAGUUAUUUAUCUAUAAUUACAUCAAUUCUGCUACAUUUAACACACUUUAUUAGAAAACUCCAUUAUGUGCUAGCAAUACAAUAAUUCUAGUUAAAUUGUAGCAAAAAUACUUUAUUAAAAUCUAUUUAUUACUAAUUUAACGCUUUUUAAAUAAUCUUAAUGUAUAAUCUCUGCUUUUGUGAUACAUUAUAAUAAUAUUCUUCAUACAUUAUCUUUUUCUCUAUAUCUACUCUCUCUCUCUCUCUCUCUCUCUCUUUCUCUUUAUCUCUCUUUCUUUCUCUCGCUCUAAAAAUUGCAUGACGCUUGUCAAUGUCGCUCUGCUCAUUGUCUGCUAAACAAAUUCAAAAAAAAAUAAAAAUAAAAACUAUUUUUAAUUUGACAAUAAUUUGAAUAAUUUGUCGUGAGAAUUAAAAACUAAAAAUGUUUUUUUUAAGUACAUUACUAAAAGUCAAUUAUUGCAAAAUAAAUAAUAAUUAAUAAAUAUAUAUUUUAAUAUAUAAAAAGGAAUUGUAUAAAAUAUUUUGCUUUUACUUUUUUUUCGGUCACAAUUUCUUUAAUUAAUUAACAUUUAAAUAAAACUAUAUUCUGCCAUAAAAGUGAAGAUAAAUAUAAAAAACUAAUUAUUUUUAUAGAAAUAAAAAUAAAUAUUUUUUUCCCUUAAUUUUCCUAUGACGAAAUUAUAAAAUAAUAAACUUAUUAACAAAGAUAGUUUGAAUGUAAUAUCAUUAAAAAUAAUAUCUGCAUACUAACUUACGAUACUUCUAUUCAUGCAUGUUUAAAUGUCUUACAAUACUAAAAAAAUAUUAAAAAAAAAAAAGACUAAAUGAUUAAAUUUUAAUACUGAUGUUUAUCAUUGAUAUUCGAAUUUAAUCGCAAUAAAAAAAAUUAGAAAAAUUCUUUAGUGGUACAUGAAACUCGUCUAUCAUCGUUUAACAAAAUAACAAACUUUUAACGUGUAAACUUCAAACAAUAUAUGAAUUUUAAAAAAUGUGAAUUUGAAAUGAAUGUCUAUUUAAUCUUUAGCUCGAAAAUUAUUAAUUGCAGUGUUGCUAAUGCUAUUGUUAUAAUGCUAGGUAAUGCCGUAUGUCGUUGUUGUUUCUCGAUAUUCAGAACUUUGUCAAUGCUUUUAAUAUUCAGGUUUAUUCUUGAUUAAAUAAUUAUUUAUUUAUUUUUAAAAAUUGUUACUGGAUUGACUAAUCGUUGCAAGAAUUUUUUUCUGAGACACGGUAGUGUCUUGUGCCUAUUGCCGCUUUCAACUUGGUUCAGCGCAGGCGCAAUAAGAAUUACUCUUAAAUAAAACUAAUUUCUUCAACUAUUUAUUUAAAUUAUUAGAAAUAAUUUCACUUUGAUUAUUUGAUCCGUCUAUUGGUCAGUUGAAAAAUUUUUAAAUUAAAAUACUAAUUUUAAUUGAAGAAAAAUUCAAAGCCAGUUUUUACUCUGACACUAAAUAAAAUGGCGCUAAAAAUACGAAAGUUACACUCAGUUUCUUAUUUUAUUUUUGUUUCGGGUGGAAAGUCACUAAGUACACUAAGUAACUUACUACACCGAGUUUACCAAGUCCGUACUUUGACCAAAUAUGUUCUAAUUACGGAAAAGUCAGGUAUGCUUUUAUAAAUGACCGUAAUUAAGUUUGAAGUCGUAGCUUUUUUCUUUAAACUUUAAAAUUGACUUUAAAAUCAGACAUUUUUAGUCGAUUAGUUACGAUGUUAAAUAAAUUAAAUGCUCAACUUCGGAAAAUGAGUGAUUACCCCACAUUACGAACUGACGCCCAAAAGUUAAUGGAUAUUAACUGACCAACAAAGCUCAUUUUCCAAAUUUUAUUAUUUUUAAAACAAACAUUCAACUUGCAAAAUCUAGUAACGUUUUUUAAAAAUAAACAAUUAUUUAAAAAAUGUAUAUUGUCAAGUGCAUUGCUGUGAAAGCUAUAACAGGACAAUUCGAAUGAAGAAAAGCUCUAAUAAUAAAAUAAAAGUUUUCUAAAUUGACAAGACGCUACGAUUCGAGUUUGUCAGUCCGUUUGAACCAUUGUUGUGGCCUAAUAGCAGCCAACUCUAUUACCAACUAUUAUUAUUAUUAUAUAAUUAUUAUUAUUAAUUGAUAUGAAGAUGAAUAAAAAAAAAAAAAUUGUUGAAAUUCUUAAACUCUAAAUCUCACUCAAAUUUUAAUGGCCCAACUUAUUAUAAUUACUAUACAACCCUUUCUACUGAAUUUUCAGAAUAAAAAAUAUUCCUGUUGAAAAUUGUUUCUUUUUCUCAAAAAAUAUAAAAUGAAAAAAAAAAUCUUUGAUAAUAAUACUAAAUAAAACAAAAAAACGCCACCCUCAGCUCGUACAAAGCAACGUGGCACGUGAUAUCAAAAAUAAAUAAAUAUUAAAUUUAAAAUAAAAAUAAAUUUAAUAUUAUAAAUCUACAAAUUGUUACUUAUGAUUCGUAUUUCAUAAAGAAAAUUUCUGCAAGAUGAUUCUUAUUAAAGAAUAAUAAAUAAUAAUAAUUAAUUAAUUUAAUAAUGAAAUAUUGUAUAUUUAGAUGAAAAUAAGAUGUUAAACACAUUCUCUUCAUGUUUACACCGUAGUAAAUUUUAUGUUGUUAUUCCUCAGUUUUUUAAACUAAAAAUAAAAAAUAAAAAAAAACGCUGAAAAGUGUAAAUUUUUAGGAGUUUAUUUAAUCUUGACUUUUUUUACUUAUUAAUAAAUCUAAAAGCUUACAGAUAAUUAAUCUACACCAGCAGUCAAUGAGUUACCGAUCAUUGUCGGUAAAUCAGAAUCAUGUUAGAUUGUCAAUUUCGGCAUAAAUUGACUCAGAAAAACAUCUACU